ACCUGACCAUAUAAUAUGGAACAUACUCUUUCCAUGUAUGCAAUCUUAAAAACUCCUAUAAAUACAACAUUAAGGAAUGCAAUGUAACAUAACAACCUACCAAAUAUAUACUUUCAAUAUAUUAAUUUCUCAUAAAUACUCCCAAGUUCUAACUUUUGCGCUUCUAACCAAACAUAUAUACUUCAACUUAAUUUCCAAAUAUAUUUCAAUCAAAAAUAUCAAUGGAAAGAACACAAUCAUCACUUCUACAAAUCCAAGCUCCUACCUAUGGAAACUUGGUGACUAUUCUAAGCAUCGAUGGUGGCGGUAUUAGGGGCAUUAUUCCCGCUACCAUCCUCGAGUUCCUUGAAUCGCAACUUCAAGAAUUGGAUGGUGAAUCAGCAAGACUUGCGGAUUACUUUGAUGUGAUUACAGGAACAAGUACCGGUGGCCUUGUAACUGCCAUGUUAACCGCUCCAAAUGAUAAUAAACGUCCGCUUUUUGAUGCCAAGGAUAUCAAGCCCUUUUACUUAGAACACUGUCCAAAGAUUUUCCCACAACAAAAGCACACGUUCGGAUCAGUGGGGAAAUUGUUCAAAUCAUUGACAGGACCAAAAUAUGAUGGAAAAUAUCUUCACAAUGUUGUGAGGGAGAAGCUUGGGGAUGUUCGCGUGCAUGAGACACUCACCAAUAUCGUGAUCCCCGCUUUUGACAUAAAGACAUUGCAACCAAUCAUUUUCUCAUCUUAUAAGAUUAAGAAAAACCCUUGCUUUGAUGCUCGACUCUCAGACAUAUGCAUCAGUACCUCGGCUGCUCCUACUUAUCUUCCUGGUUACAACUUCAAGAACCAAGACACCGAAGGGAACAUACAUGAAUUCAACCUCAUUGAUGGCGGUGUUUCUGCAAAUAAUCCGACUUUAGUAGCCGUGAAUGAAGUAACCACACAGAUAAUUAAUGAGAAUAAUGACUUUUAUGCCAUCAAACCCAUGGAAUAUAGUCGCUUUUUGAUAAUCUCGUUGGGCACGGGGACACAGAAGAAUGAACAAAAGUUUGAUUCGAAAAUGGCCGCCAAAUGGGGUCUAUUGGAUUGGUUAACCCAUGGCGGAUCCACUCCCUUAAUCGAUAUCUUUAGCCAAUCCUCUGGAGAUAUGGUUGACAUUCAUCUGGCUACGGUCACUGAAGCACUUAACUGCCAAGAAAAUUACCUUCGAAUACAGGAUGAUACAUUGACUGGUAUAGACUCUUCAGUUGAUAUUGCCACAAAAGAGAAUUUAGAUAAACUUUGUCAAAUUGGAGAAAAGUUAUUGAAGAAACCCGUAGCUAAGAUCAAUUUGGAGAAUGGAAUGUGUGAGCCUACUCAAAAUGGGGAGACCAAUCAAGAAGCUCUCAAAAGGUUCGCAAAAAUACUUUCACAAGAGAGGAAGCUUCGAGAAUUAACAUCCCCUCACGUACACUAAACCUUGAUUUAGAGAGACAUCCAUUAACAUUAUUACUAAUUCUUUCUAUGUACUAUAUAAUAAAAUUAUUCGUCUAUUUGUACCAAAAAAAUAAAAAAUUAUUUGUCUAUAGUUCAUUUAUUUAGAGUUUGCAUUGGAUUCAAUUGAUGUAUAGAAAAUGUGGGCGUAUUUGUUUGUUGAUUUAUUAAUAAAAAGAUUUAAUUUAUUGUUCUU
This is a messenger RNA of Trifolium pratense (red clover), 1649 nucleotides long. RefSeq names its product patatin-like protein 2. The transcript is spliced from 5 exons. Bases 222 to 1436 code for a protein of 404 amino acids. Gene Ontology annotation, biological process: lipid metabolic process. Gene Ontology annotation, molecular function: glycerophospholipase activity; monoacylglycerol lipase activity. NCBI's taxonomy places the organism in Eukaryota, Viridiplantae, Streptophyta, Magnoliopsida, Fabales, Fabaceae. The record is from RefSeq and is a predicted model, not a curated record.